GUAUUGGUGAUUAUUAUGUAUCUGUAUAGGUAUAAUAAACGGUUUUUUUUUAGUUUUACCCGUAUCCCGAGAUGUCGAACGACAGUUGAAUGGAGAUGCAAUAAUACAUCAGCUUUUUGAAAUGCUUAGAUAUUACAUGAAAAAUGGAGAUUCUGAGAAAAAAAUACCGAUAUUGGACCCUUUCGAAAUUGAAAACGGUGGUGUAGAAAUAGUCCUACCAUCAAAAAUACUAAGUCUGCAAGCUGGAUACCGAAAAGCAGUUGUAAAGGGGGUCAGUCAUUUUCAAUUGGAUCGAGCCAAAUUCAUAAAGGAAAAAGUCGCUGUCAAUUUGACCAUUACAUUCCCAUCGAUCAAAAUUAAAUCAGAAUACUAUAAAUUGGAAGGUGACAUUUAUGGAGCAGUGCCGAUUUCUGGAGAAGGAAAAUUCGAGUUGGAAGUAAUCAGCUUCAAAUUUAAGGGAAUGGUCUUUUUGAAGCAAUCUGAAGAUGAAAAAUCUGUCUUGAUUAAUUACAUAUCAAACCCAGAGUUCAGCUUCCAACAAAUUCAAUCCAACACGGAUGUUGAUGGAAACAUAGACGGCAUCUUCAACGCCAUGAUGGAAGACCUUAUGACGCAAUACCUUAACAGAUUUAACAAAUAUAUAGCUAAUAGUUUAAACCAAUAUUUCAUAGACAAUUUAAAUCUUUUAUUUAAUAAAUUUGAAUCCUGGCGACUGCUCGCCACAGUUUUAUAAAAUUAUAUUUUUUUUUUUAUAAAUUAUUGUUUAUAUUCUAGUUAUUAUAAUUUAUUCACGGACGUAUAAAACUAUAUUGUAUCUAAAGUAAA
Danaus plexippus (monarch butterfly) is the source of this 825-nucleotide messenger RNA. RefSeq lists its product as uncharacterized. Lineage: Eukaryota; Metazoa; Arthropoda; Insecta; Lepidoptera; Nymphalidae. The record is from RefSeq and is a predicted model, not a curated record. Bases 122 to 733 code for a protein of 203 amino acids. The transcript is spliced from 5 exons.